GCAUACAUAAUACUAUUAUUCCACCACUUGAUCUCAAAGUAAAGCAAAAAGCCGAUAAGACCCAUCAACAAAAUACAAACGCAAAAGGAUCCGCAAAUCUAGUUAUUACAUCUAUAAGUAAUAGUCGUGUCAAUAUCAGAAAACAUUAUGAAAAGAUUGUAUUUUCUCAGAACAAGAUAACAAGCAAAUACAAGAAAUAUCCAAGAAAAUAGAUGAAAGUAUUCUUAUAAUAGGAAAUGAGCAGAACAAAGAUUGGCUGGAUUAAGAUUUUCUUUCUUCCAUAAUGCGCAGUUUGCUAACUUUAAUUGUAGAUAUUCUAAAAUUAUACAAUGGUUUAACAAAAGAUUUUGAUUAAGUUUCUGUAUGAUUGUUUUAGAAAUUCGUUAGGAAUCUGGUUUUAAUUAAUCAUCAAAACAUUUCCAUCGUAUUCCUCGGAUUAAAAUUUUAUGAAUAAAAUGAUGAAUCCGGAUAAAAAACGCCCUAAUCCACUUUAUUGGAACAAUAUUAAUUCAAAAAGUUUUUAAUAUAAAAUCUUCGAAACUUUUACAGAACUCAGCCAACAGAUAAAAAAAAAGUUAAAAUCAGAAAUGUCAAGAUGACGUCCCGAUUAGCGAGUGCUGGAAAAAAACAAGGCGAAAUUUUUUAAUAGGCCAUAAAACACAACAUUGGAAAACUUGCUUCGAAAACACAAUGGAAUGGUUCUGUAGUCGUACUUGGAAUAAGGCGAUCCCGCCCCAGUUCCACAAAACACUGAACGCAUUGAUAGAAACGUUAAUCAAACCCGAAACUUUGAAACGAGACUUCUUCUUCGCUUUACUCCUCAUUGUUGUCAAAGAAAAUGAUUUUGUGCAGACAGGGAAUACAGAAAUAGAUGUACUUGAUUACAUAUUGGAGAAACGAAAGGAUGGGCGUGAAGUUUAUGAAGUUACUGUCAUAUUAAGACCUUAUUUAGAUACACCGGCAAAUAUCAUUGUAUGUCCUUUGAAUGAUACUCUACUUAUCAAUGCAUAUAUUGAUGCUAAUAAAGAAACGUAUUCGCUAUGUCUGCCUAUUAAUGAGCUCUUCUUAACAUCAGCUUUGGGUAUCCCAUCAGAUUUCUCUAAUAUGUCGGAUCUCAUAACAACUUUGAGAGAGAAAAUUGUUCUACCCGUAAAGAGUAGUAUCCUGAAUUACCAUUGUCAGCCUUGUGGCAGUCUGAACGGUCUACCUAACGAUGUAUUGUUUCAUAUUCUAAUCCGACUUUCGCUCACUGAUAUUCUGAGCAUAGCAGAAUCUUGUAAGAAACUAAACGAGGUUGUAAAAGAUGAAAACUUGUGGUCCCGUCUAUUUAGAAGAGAUUUUCCUAGAAUGCGGAACAAUAAGGAAGUUGAUUGGCGCUGCAUUUAUAAAAAGGCUUAUAAGAAAAAUAAAAAGAAUGCUCAAAAGGCACAUAGAGGUAACGUUAUUGAAGAAAUUGCUGAGUGGCCUGAUUUCCUGCCUGUGCGAGAUUCCAGGUGGGAGGUUAUUCUCUGACGUUUUGGAAUAAACUUUUAUGAAAUCUUUUGCCUUGUACCUUUUGUCAUUUUGUUCGUAGUCUGUUUUUUACCAAGAUAGGGGGAUUUUAAUGUUCAGUUGGCUGUAACUUAUGACUACUUUGGU
Helicoverpa armigera (cotton bollworm) is the source of this 1638-nucleotide messenger RNA. Its product is annotated as F-box only protein 7-like. The record is from RefSeq and is a predicted model, not a curated record. Gene Ontology annotation, molecular function: protein kinase binding. The transcript has a single exon. Lineage: Eukaryota; Metazoa; Arthropoda; Insecta; Lepidoptera; Noctuidae. The coding region runs from base 691 to 1512 and encodes 273 amino acids. Gene Ontology annotation, biological process: positive regulation of autophagy of mitochondrion.